Molecule: messenger RNA, 375 nt
Organism: Lycium ferocissimum
Lineage: Eukaryota; Viridiplantae; Streptophyta; Magnoliopsida; Solanales; Solanaceae
Product: glycine-rich protein DOT1-like
Exons: 3
Coding region: 1-375 (124 amino acids)
Source: RefSeq, a predicted model, not a curated record
AUGGAUGGACUAGUAACUAAAUUGACCAAGUCUACUUUGAACAUGAGAUCAAUUCAUAUUUUGGUUGCGACUCCCAGAGAUUACAGUUUAUGUCCUCAUAUAGAAGCAAAAUUGGAAGAAGAUGGUCUGUUGGAAAUUAUUGUUGCUGCGGUGGUGGGGAAGGUUGGCGGCGGCCGCGGCGGUGGUGGUGGUUAUGGAGGUGGGGGUGGGUAUGGUGGUGGUCGAGACAGUGGGUAUGGUAGUAGUGGUGGUGGAUACGAUGGUGGUAGCCGUGGUGGAGGUGGAUAUCGAGGAGGUGGUGGUCACGAUGGUGGUGGUGGAGGUGGCAAUGGUGGGGAAAAGAAGACUGAGAACAUGCUCCCAGCCGUGCUUUGA